GGCGCUCCUCUCCUCCCCUGACUCCCCUCUCCUCUCAUCCUAGAGGACAGAGCGAUGCGGAGACAAUAGGACGCAGAGUCGGAGGAGGCUGCAGGAUGCUCGUCGCCACAUCUACCGACACACGGCUGCUCGGAGGCUCCUCACAGACCACCGAGCUCAGGCGUUUCUCUCAGCACACCUGGCCUUAGUAUGCGUUCAUAUAUCGUGUGUGUACCAGCAGCCUGGACAGACAGGGCGGACUCCACAGCCUCCAUAUGGGAACUGACUGAAAGUGACGCCAGCUGUUAGCUCCUGCCUGAACGUCUGUUCCCUAGGUUUUUCCUCCCGAUCCGUCCCCUGAAACACUCCCCACCAUGAGUUCCUCGCCAUUGGUGUCCCGAGCCAACAUGGACAUCCUGGACGAGCUGCAGCUGAUCGCAGCCCAGAACCUGGAGAGGCUGGAGGUCAACAAGUACUACGAGGUGAUCAGGGAGCUGGGCAAGGGCACCUAUGGCAAGGUGGACCUGGUCAUCCACAAGAUCAGAGGUACAAAAAUGGCCUUGAAGUUCCUGAAGAAGAAGACGACCAAGCUGAAGUCGUUCCUGCGGGAGUACAGCAUCUCCCUCUAUCUGUCUCCGUGCCCUUUCAUCAUCAACAUGUUUGGCAUAGCCUUCGAAACGGACGAAUACUAUGUGUUUGCACAGGAGUAUGCUCUGGCAGGAGACCUCUUUGAUAUCAUUCCCCCACAGGUUGGUCUUCCAGAAGCAGUGGCAAAGCGCUGUGUGCACCAAGUAGCCAUUGCUCUGGACUACCUGCACUGUAAGAAGCUGGUCCACCGGGACAUCAAGCCCGAAAACAUCCUCAUUUUUGACCGAGAGUGCCGCAAGGUCAAACUGUCUGACUUCGGCAUGACCCGCCGGGCUGGCUCACCUGUGAAAAGAGUGAGUGGCACCAUCCCCUACACAGCCCCGGAGCUCUGCGACGUGUCCCGCCAUGAGGGCUUCUGUGUGGACUACAGCACUGAUGUCUGGGCCUUUGGCGUGCUGCUCUUCUGCAUGCUGACCGGCAACUUCCCCUGGGAGAAAGCGCUGCCUUCCGAUUCCUUUUACCAGGAGUUUAUCCGCUGGCAGAGGAGGAGGACGAACAUAGUGCCGUCCCAGUGGAGGCGCUUCACCGAGCAGGCCCUCCGCAUGUUCCGCCGGCUGCUCUCUGUGGAGCAGGACUGCCGCUGCUCUGUGAAAGAGGUGUUCGGGUACUUCAGCCAUUCCUGGAUGCUGGACGCGGAGAACAACAACAAUGGCAACAGCAACACGGGAGGCGCAGGUGAAGAUGAGGAGUUCCUGGUGGAGAGGAUGAAGCAGCAGACUUUAUCUCCUCUCUCCCCAUUGUCACCCCUCUCUCCCAUGUCUCCAGUGACGGUGGAGAGGGGUAGUGGGGGCGGGGCCAAGGGUGGCACGAUGGACGCCAGUGGCCACCAUUUUGUGUCCGUCUCCACCAACAGCUCUGUGUCAUCCACCAACAGUUACGAUCGAAUGCCGCGAGAAAACAGCUCGCCGGGCGGCCGCAUGCUGGUGGCUACACCCAUUGAAAUCUGCGUCUGAGCAUGUUGGAACGUUUCUGUCGUCCCAGACUCACUGGUACACACUUUUAUACCUCUCGUUCUACCACAUAGAUAUGCAUGCAUGGAAAAAGAAACAAUGAGUACUAACACAUAUCCUAUUUUAAACAUCUUGGGAAUGGAAGAGCACACGCACAGAAAGUAUUUGUAGAACGUGUCCAUUGCUCAUAAUGUAGGGUUUUUGGCCAAAUCUUCUCCAAAGACUCCAAAAGAAGCCCUAUUUACACUUUGACUUCAGUGAUGUGUGCAAAUACAACUUCAUAGUACCCAGAGGUAAAACAAAAAGUCGCUUCCAUUAGAGAUUCUGUCACUAAAACCAUUCGAAUAGGAGACCAAAAUGUAUUUCUUAAAGCAAUACUUCCAGCAAAAACAGAGCCAGAAGGAGGCAGGAUGCCGCGUGAUCUCUUCAAGUCGUCAGUUUUGACAAAGCCAAGGGACAAAGGAUUUGUAUUUUUGAAGAAGACUGAAACAGAAUUCAAGGAAAUACCUUGAAAAAAGGAACAAGUGAGCGGUGGUUUUAAAUAUUUCAUGUGCAACAAAAUGCGAAAGUGUGAGCGUGGGUGUCUGUAUGCAUGUGUCUGUAAGAAGUGGAUUUAUUAUUUAUUUAAUUAUUUAUUUGAAUCUAAAAAGACUAUUUUUUCUAUUGUUUUUUGUAAAGUAGCUUAUUGUAUUUUCUGUUCGACUUCAUUUGCUGUUCUGACAUAGCUGGCUGCUCUACAUGGUGGUGUCCUUAGACACACACUAUGUAUAAGCUUUGACCAGUGGCUUUCAGAUAAACCAGUACACCCAUCACAGUGACAAGAUAAAGAGAAGGGUUAUGAUAUCGCUGUUGUUCAUGACAAACUUAUCUGCUUCACUGUUCAAAGGCUAUUUUGUACCCACUCCUGAAAUUCUGUUUCUAUUGCUUCUUUUUCUUUGAAACUUUUUCCCCAAAAAUUCAGUUUGUACAACUUAGGUUCUUUAAAACCUUUAGCGAACAGUUCAGUUUGAGCUGUUUGUUUUCUUUGAAACGUUUAGCAAAAAGUGUUGUCUGGAAAAAAUAAGAAAAAUAAGAAAAAUGAUCACUUAGCAUUUUCAAUUCAAUCUGAAGGAAAAAAAAGAUGAAAUAGUCGCUUUUUAUAAAUUGCAUGACAAGUAGCUCAGACGUACCUUUAUGAAAAAUUUGAACCGGCUUUACAGGAAAAAAACACAAAAAACAAAUCGUACAAUGUCGUGAUGUGGAAUUUUUGCCGUAGCACAAUUUCUUGCAUUAUGUCCCAGAGUGAAUAUUGCUGUUAUGAUCUCUUGAGACAUCCUAGGGCUAAAAAAGAAAUCUGAAAAAAGAAUUAAUUUCUAUUUAGUGUGUCGUAUUUGUAUUGCUAUUACUGUCGUGUUUUCAUCUCACCGUCUUCAGGAACAGAAAAAAAGCAAAGCAUGAGGACACAGAGGGCAUUUCAAUUUUAGAAGAGAGUUAAAUAACAGCAAAAAAAGGAUUCAUUUCUUUGAGUCACCAUGAAUACUAGGUAAAUGCUUUGAAGGGGCUACAAAGCAUUGGAUCCUGCAAUGAGCAUUUUAUGAGCUGCUUUCCAAACACAAAUGUGCAUGAACUUGUAUGUGCUUAAGCUCUAUUGUGAAACCCUGCUCAGUGUUUCUCCUGUCACAAGCUGCAGUACGCUGUAGAUGUAGUAAAGCUGCGAACGACAUGUUUCUUUAUCAUGUGAGAGUCUGUAGCCUCGGCUGGGUGAAGAUUAGCUAGCUCUCAC
Molecule: messenger RNA, 3339 nt
Organism: Monopterus albus (swamp eel)
Lineage: Eukaryota; Metazoa; Chordata; Actinopteri; Synbranchiformes; Synbranchidae
Gene: bsk146
Product: brain specific kinase 146
Exons: 6
Coding region: 354-1580 (408 amino acids)
Biological process (GO): protein phosphorylation
Molecular function (GO): ATP binding; protein serine/threonine kinase activity
Source: RefSeq, a predicted model, not a curated record